Messenger RNA from Effrenium voratum, 1648 nucleotides. The record is from the annotation of a GenBank genome assembly. NCBI's taxonomy places the organism in Eukaryota, Dinophyceae, Suessiales, Symbiodiniaceae.
AGGUCUCUCAACCUGGGUAGAGCAUAAGCCCCCCAAAAGCUGAGACGGAGCCAUGGCGUGGCCCUAGCCGAUUCGCAUGGAGGUCACCACUGCAGCUUGCCUGCCCCAGUGCUUGACCAAUGGGCAGGUGGUUCACCUCAAGGGCUUUGGCCGCGGGCGCUUCCCAGGUGAUGAUCUUUGCGCAGAUGAGAGCCUCGUGCAGUUGCUGCUGGACGCGCUGGGCCCCUCUGGUGUGAUGGUCUGGGACGGCGACGAGUUUGCAGAGGACAGCUUCACGCGCAUCCUGGACAAGGUGGCCUCGGCGCACCGAGUGUCCGUAGUGGCCUUCUACUGGCGGAGCCUCGCCCGCGCCUUCCGCAGCUCCUGGGAGCCGCGGGCCGCAGGCGGCCGCUUCGCGGCGAAACUGCGCCUGGUGCUGCUGGAGGAGCCGCCAGGUAUGGAGAUGGGCAGCGACGACAGCUGGGUGCGGCUGGGAGUGGAGGCGCUGCGCCUGACGAAGGCGUCCCAGGUCCUGUGCCUGGGAGGUGGAGGCGUGGUGGCGGAAGAGGCGGCCGCGGCGCUGCGGGAGAAGCUGCCGGCGCGGUGGCGCCUGGUGCCAGUGCCGAGGCUGGGCGCAGAUGGGAGCCCCGACGACGAGGAUUCCGCGGUGCUCCGGCGGAUGCGCGAGGAGGAGUGGCCGCACUGCGAGCUGUGGCCAGCUGCGGGACCCAGCGGUGAGGCCAUGGAGAAGGUCGCCCUGGUGUUGGCGCUCGCGGCGCGCUUCCUGGGAUUCGUGGGCCCCCUUCGGGCCAAAGACGAGGCUGCUUCAGCCGCAGGGCCCAACGUGCGCGUCCUCGCUGCGCCCGCUACCAUGGAAGCCGAGAGGAGUGGGCUCAUGGAAGGUGAGCGCUUCAUCGCCCUGAACCGCUUCCGAGUGCGCGAGGGCGCGGAGGACGCCUUUGAGCAGCGCUGGGGCAAAAGCAAAGACGAGGCCUUGCAGAGCUUAGAUGGAUUCCGCUGGUUCUCCUUGCUGCGACGUGUGUCUAGCACGCCAAAGUCCACCGGAGCACUCAGCGUGGUCUACAACUACGAUGAUGAGCAGUAUGAGGACGACUACACCUACGUCUCCAUGAGCAUGUGGGACAGCCAGAAGGACUUUGAUGCCGCAGUGGCCGCGAGUCCCAAGGAUGCCCAGGGCAGCACCAGCUUCGUGAACAUGGCAGUGAAUGGCUUCGUGACCACCAGCGGCCCUCCCAAGCCGGCAAUCUGGAAAGGGCUUUUGCUGGAGAAAGCUGAGGUGAGGGAGAGUAUCAGUCAGGCGUCGGAGACGCCAUUGCCGACCGACUGCUUCGUGGCGAUGAACCGCUUCACGGUGAAGCCGGGCAAUGAGAAGGAAUUCGAGCAGCGCUGGGCCAACCGCGAGAGCAAACUCCUCGAGGCGGAGGGCUUUCUCUUCUUCCAGCUCUUGAGAAGGGAGCAGAGCCCAGAUGAUGACGUGAACUACAUCAGCAUGAGCGCCUGGAAGGACCAGGAUGCCUUCGACCAGUGGUGGGACAGCAAGAGCUUCGCAAACAUGGCCCAGGUGCAGGGAAGUUUGUUGGAGAGGGAGAUUGUCCGCUACUUCUACGAGGGCGUGCCCGAGCCUCAGGGCACCACUGAGAAGUCUUAA